Molecule: messenger RNA, 540 nt
Organism: Enterobius vermicularis (human pinworm)
Lineage: Eukaryota; Metazoa; Nematoda; Chromadorea; Rhabditida; Oxyuridae
Source: the annotation of a GenBank genome assembly
AUGGAUAUCAAAUUUAUGCCAUUACUGUUUGUGAAUUUAGCCGGUGAAAUGAUUUAUGUAUUAAAUCAACGCUUACAGGCACAACAUUUUGAGAAUGUAAAAAGUAGUAAAAUAUUGGCCGAUCUUGUUCGAGCAAUGUUUGAAAAACGGUUCAUCGAUGAGUUGUUCAAAAUUCAAAAUAUCUAUGCGCAACAGACAUUAAAAAUUUUCUUCAUCAAAUUUGCACAUUGCAGUAUUAUGCGUUUAACUGAUAAUAGCAUGGAUAAACUGUUUGAUUUGAUGACAAUGACGGUAAAAUAUCAACUUGAAACAUGUAUAACACCAAAUCAUUUGCUGUCAAUUUCACUGAAUCAUAUUGAUGGAAUCAAAAAAAUUAUGACUGAAGACCGGGAUAAUGUUGAACUUCUAAGGGGUUUACAUAAUAAGGUAAGAUUAUUGAGAGCAAAACUUAUUCAGACAGCACAUAUAAUGAAAGCAAUUGUUUUUUAUUCUUUCCUUUUUUUUGCGAUUAAAAAUCGGAAAAAAAAUCAUUUUAAUUAA